UGGAGGAGGGCUGGGCUAGACGCGCGCCCUCUCGGGGGCGGGGGGUGGGGGACAGUCCCGGUCCCGGCCCUCCGCGCGGGUGGGCUCGGAGCAGGCCGCACCGGGCAGCAACCCCACUCCCACCCCGGAGGCCCCCUGCCCUUUCUCCCCCUUUCCCCCUGGCCCAUGGUGCGAGGCUGGGAGCCGCCGCCCGGGCCGGACCGCGCUAUCUCUGAAGCGCGCAAAUCAGAAGGCACCAUGCCUCCUAAUAAAGAGGCCAGCAGUCUUAAUAGCUCCCCUGCGGGGCUCAUCUGCCUCCCUCCAAUCUCCGAGGAGCUACAGCUUGUGUGGACCCAAGCAGCCCAGACCAGUGAGCUGGAUGGCAAUGAACACUUGCUGCAAACCUUCAGCUACUUCCCCUAUCCCAGUUUAGCGGACAUUGCCCUUCUCUGCCUACGCUAUGGGCUGCAGAUGGAGAAAGUCAAGACUUGGUUCAUGGCCCAGCGCCUCCGCUGUGGCAUAAGCUGGUCAUCUGAAGAAAUAGAAGAGACUCGAGCCCGAGUGAUCUACCAUCGGGACCAGCUCCAUUUCAAAUCUCUUCUCUCUUUUACUCACCAUGCAGGACGGCCCCCAGAGGAGGUGACUCCUCCAAUGCCACCUCCAGAACAAGUUGGUCUGGGAAUAGUGCCCCUGAAUCUUAGCGAGCCCACCCAGAUGAAAGGACUGAAGGUAGAGCCUGAGGAGUCCUCAGAGCCACUGAGUCACCAGAAAGCGAAGGAGCCCCUGACAGCACCUGGCAGUGGUGCAUUCCCCCACCAGUCACGACUUUGGCAGGAUCUUCAAAGCAGUGGCCUCUCUAAGGAGCAGGCAGGCAGGGGUCCCAACCAGUCACAUGGCCUAGGUACUGCUUCCUGGAACCACUCCACAGCUGUCCACCAGCCCCGUGCUCGGGAUAAGCCCCCACCAAUCUCAUCACUUGCCAGUAGUUGUAAGAAGGAGUCAGCAUCUAAUGUGACUCCUCCUUCCUCUACCUCUUCUUCCUCUUUCCAGGUACUGGCUAAUGGAGCUACUGCCACCUCUAAACCCCCACAGCCACUGUCACCCAAUGAACAGGCGCUACCCCCACAUCUGGAGCCAGCCUGGCCCCAGGGGCUAAGGCAUAACUCAGCACCAAGUAGGGUUGGUCCUGCAGAGUACCUUUCCCCAGAUAUGCAACGCCAGCGAAAGACCAAGCGCAAAACCAAAGAGCAGCUGGCUAUCCUCAAAUCGUUUUUUUUACAGUGCCAAUGGGCACGGCGUGAGGAUUACCAUAAAUUAGAGCAGAUCACUGGUUUACCACGGCCUGAGAUCAUCCAGUGGUUUGGUGACACACGCUAUGCCCUGAAGCAUGGGCAACUAAAAUGGUUUCGGGACAACGCAGUACCUGGUGCCCCUAGUUUCCAGGAUCCAGCAAUUCCCACACCACCACCUUCAACCCGCUCCUUGAAUGAAUGGGCUGAGACACCGCCUCUGCCGAUCCCCCCACCCCCACCGGAUAUACGACCCUUGGAGAGGUACUGGGCAACCCACCAACGGCUACGGGAAAGUGACAUCCCUCAACUGAGUCGAGCAUCAAGGCUUAGCACCCAGCAGGUACUGGAUUGGUUUGACUCUCGAUUACCUGAGCCAGCUGAAGUGGUGGUCUGUCUAGAUGAAGAGGAGGAAGAGGAGGAGGAAGAACUGCCAGAAGAUGAUGAGGAUGAAGAAGAGGAGGAGGAAGAAGAUGACUAUGAUGAUGAUGAUGUGAUCAUACAGGACUGAGUGGGAGGCUGGUGGAGGGGAGAUCUGUUACUAAAACAUGAACCAAUUAAGUGUUUAAACAAAGAAACCACAUUUUUUAAAUUACUUUGUGGCAAAGACCUGAAAAGCUUUGUGUUCUUGAGGGUAGGGGAUGGGGGAUAUAGUGAGGGUGAACCAGGGCCAAUGACUGUGGAGUAUGAGGUGAGGUGGGGAUUGGAUGGGCAGAAACCUCUAGCCUCAGUGAAGAGUGCUCAGGGUCUGGUCCAAACUAUGGGGCUGGGAAAAGGUUGUUGCUCUCCUCAUAUCUGCUGUUCCUUUCCCUUAGUGUACUACAGAGAGGCCAGGCCUGGGCCUACAUCUGUAAGAGGGCAGAAAAGGAGUAAAGAAUUUUGAUUCACUGAUAAUUCCAGCACAUGCCCCCAUGCCACCAUUUCCCCUGGAAUAUAAGGCUGCCUUGCACCCCUUGUUUUCUGAGCACAAGUCCAUGCAUAAUGCAGCUAAGAAUCUCAAUAUGUCCCAGUCAAUCACAGAUAUUGCCUCUUCCUCAUACCAGCCUGACUUUCUAUAUUUUUCUGCUUUAUGGAGUCACACAGGUAGCAGAAUGUUUUCAUUUCUGAUACUGGGACCACUAUGCCUUGUACCUUUUUAUCUCUUUCCAAAAUCCUCAUUUUGUUCACUAUUUGUCUCAGGGUAAAAUCUUCCCCCCAGAGCUUGUGAAAAAGUCUAAUAAUUGGGUGGAGAAUAAUUUAGGCUGGAUAUUUAUUGAAGGUGGGAAUUAAGGGAGAUGUCCUUUUUCUUCAAAAAAAAAAAAAAGUAGAAUUAGAUGACAGAGGGAUAAAGGUGAGGGAAUGGUUUCUACUGUUCAGAAGGAAGGUGCAGGUAGGUUCUAGGUUUGGUUUUACAAACCUGACACUCCCUCCUGCCGAGCAUGACAGAGGUUGAUUUUUUAUCUUUUUGCUGUUUAAUUUGUGUCCGGAAAAGGACUUUUCCCUCUCUUUAUAGUAUCUGUCUUGGGGACAGAGGGACCAUGGUCUUUAACUGAAUUAAUUAUUGAUGUUGUAGAAUGGUUUUCACCAGCUGGGGUCAGAUAUAAAGAUAUCAAUCGGUUCACCCAUCUAGAAAUAAGAGUGGAAGCCCCAAAUUGCUAGAAUAAUAAUAAAAAGGCCAAAAAUAAAACUGUUUCUUUCUCCUA
This is a messenger RNA of Camelus dromedarius (Arabian camel), 2950 nucleotides long. RefSeq names its product homeobox and leucine zipper encoding (gene HOMEZ). The transcript has 2 exons. Gene Ontology annotation, cellular component: nucleus. Gene Ontology annotation, molecular function: DNA binding; DNA-binding transcription factor activity, RNA polymerase II-specific. The record is from RefSeq and is a predicted model, not a curated record. Lineage: Eukaryota; Metazoa; Chordata; Mammalia; Artiodactyla; Camelidae. Gene Ontology annotation, biological process: regulation of transcription by RNA polymerase II. Bases 166 to 1779 code for a protein of 537 amino acids.